Messenger RNA from Soboliphyme baturini, 231 nucleotides. The record is from the annotation of a GenBank genome assembly. NCBI's taxonomy places the organism in Eukaryota, Metazoa, Nematoda, Enoplea, Dioctophymatida, Soboliphymatidae.
GAGCCGAGCCGAGCCGCGCCGAGUCGAGCCGAGGUCGGUUCGGGCGGCUACGGCGGCGCCAGCGGAUGUAAACCUUCGUCUAGUCGUCGCUCUUUUGCCCGUCUCCCGCCUCCGUUCGGCCAUUGUCCUGCUGGCCGAGCGACCAUUGUCGACGGUGCCUCUGACCGUGUGGCCAGUCGUGAAUGUGAUUUCUUAUCAUGUCUGCCACACACCGUCGACGAUCGUUCCUAA